GCCUACACAAGAAACAGCGUGUCUCAUUGCAAUACAAAGCUAUAUAUAAAGUCAAAAGUCGAUAUUAUCAGAGCGAAGGUUGCCCGUGCUCAACUGAUUAUGCAAAGCUAAAGGAAAUUCUGAGCAGGAUCCCUGACUUGACGCGCGUUGUCGCGAGAGGCUUUGCUGUGUUGCCUAAAAGGAAGCGCCUCAUAAAGCGGCCGGGAAGAAGCCGAGGCCUCCUUGCCAGUAGAGGUCAGUAAUUCGAUCUCUGCUCAAGCGACGCGAACGAGACGGCCACGCUCGUUGAAGCCUCCGCGGCAGUAGCUCCUCCCGCUCCCCGUCCUUGGCUGAUGAGGUAUCCAUGGCGGCGGCAACGUUGGAGGCCUGUUGAGUGAGCGCCGUCUUGCUUGGUCGACUGGCCCCAGAAAACCCCAUGGCUGCUCGAAGCGAGGACGAAGCAAUUCUCUUCAGGCGCGGGGCCGGGCAGAGUGAUGAUUCUGAUAUAUGGGAUGAUACAGCCCUCAUAAAGGCAUAUGAUAAAGCAGUUGCAUCUUUCAAGAAUGCUUUGAAGAAUGGUGACUGUUCAGAGCCUUUGGCUAAAAUGGAGCAAAAUGCUGGAACGAAAAGAAAAAAUAACAAAAAGAACAAGAGUAGGAAGAAAAGUAAUGCUGCAUCACAGAAACAGUGGAGAGUUAACGAUGCAUGCAGUGCAGUUUGGUCUGAAGAUGGUAAUGUGUACCAAGCAACCAUUAACUCAAUUAACUGGAAAAAAGGGACAUGUGUAGUGGUUUAUACUGGAUAUGGAAAUAGGGAAGAGCACCGGCUGUCUGAUCUGCUGCCACCAAUAGAUGCUGAGGGAACAAAUGAGGAAAGAAGCGCCGGGGAGAAUGCAAAUGAGGCUCAGUAUUCAACUGAUGAAAGUGACCGGUCCUUCCAGUCACCUGGAAAUAAACACAGUCGUACAAAAUCAGCGCAAUGGAAUUCGCACUUCCCUCUGCUGGCGCCACCACCACCACUGGGAUUGGGAAGGACUGGGUCAAAGUUCAGUGGACCUCCAUCUUUCUUAUCAGGCUGGCCUCCACCGUUUCCAUCAGGACCACCGUUGAUACCACCACCACCACCUCUGAGUCCAGACUCGUCAGAAGAUGACGAAGCAUUAGGAAGUAUGUUAAUAGCCUGGUAUAUGAGUGGUUAUCAUACUGGCUACUAUCUGGGUUUAAAACAGAGCCGAAUGGAAGCUACGUUGGGGAGACACACCCAUUCUAAGUAGCAGCUGUGUGAAAAAAUCUCUCCCAUGGAGAGGGAUACCCCACGUAUACAUUCUUCAACAAAGAUGAAGUGUUCACUGAGAGGGAGAUCACUGACUGUAUAAUCCUCAGAGGCAUCACUUACCCACUUUGUACAAAUGAUACUUUGCUAGCAAGAUUACAGGUUUAACCCUGUUUUUAUCAUGUAUUGUCCCACUCUCGAGUGCCUAUUCUGAACUAAUUCCUCUUCCUCUGCAUCUGAUUAUCUAGCCUUGCACUGAUUUAAGGUGCUAACAGAAUCACUUGGCAGUGACAAUAGGCAUAGAGAAACUAGUUGACUGUUGGUUUGAAGAUUCCACAGAAAGUAUCUUUUUUUCUUCACUUGUUUUUCAGAUCUUGUUUGGAACUGUUCAUGUACACAUCCAGUAAAACACCUGACAGGUUCAUGUCAUUGCUUAUUAUGUACUUAAACUUUCUAGAAGGUGUAACCAGUCAGUGAUUUUUAUAGAUGCUUGUGGUUGGUUACCCAGUGGUCCAGACUGUGGGGCUAGAACAAAUCUGUUCAAGCGAAUAGGGAUCUGUUACUUAGCAGUGAUGUCACUGAACUUGUUUAAAAUACUCAAUAAACUUUUUUCCCCAAAACUUUA
Heteronotia binoei (common prickly gecko) is the source of this 1876-nucleotide messenger RNA. Its product is annotated as survival of motor neuron protein-like. The transcript has 9 exons. Gene Ontology annotation, molecular function: RNA binding. Gene Ontology annotation, cellular component: cytoplasm; nucleus. The coding region runs from base 416 to 1252 and encodes 278 amino acids. The record is from RefSeq and is a predicted model, not a curated record. Gene Ontology annotation, biological process: mRNA processing. NCBI's taxonomy places the organism in Eukaryota, Metazoa, Chordata, Lepidosauria, Squamata, Gekkonidae.